Molecule: messenger RNA, 923 nt
Organism: Ictalurus punctatus (channel catfish)
Lineage: Eukaryota; Metazoa; Chordata; Actinopteri; Siluriformes; Ictaluridae
Gene: sh2d1aa
Product: SH2 domain containing 1A duplicate a
Exons: 3
Coding region: 218-619 (133 amino acids)
Source: RefSeq, a predicted model, not a curated record
UGUGUGUGUGUGUGUGUGUGUGUGUGUGUGUGAAUAUAUGCCUUCCUGAUUUCUGUAUCACUUCUAAAUUGAUUAGCACUUAUGUCCUCAUUUACGACAACAUCUACUAAGACGAGGCACGGAGUAUUUAUAACAGCACACUUAAGUUAUCUUUUGUGAGAUUAGCCAAGUGUGUGUGUGUGUGUGUGUGUGUGUGUGUGUGUUUGUGUGAGUGCAUAUGAGAGAGGUUGAGGUUUAUAGCGCAAUAAGGAUGGAACAGUUAGCGAUGUACCACGGGGCAAUCAGUAAAGAGCAAGCUGAGAGAAUUUUGGGGGCGACCGGCCGAGACGGAAGCUUCCUGAUCAGAGACAGCGAGACCAUCCCAGGUUCCUACUGCAUCUGCGUCCUGUGUCAUCAGUUUGUGUACACCUACAGGCUCUUCCAUGUCGAGGGCAAAGUGUGGAAAAUGGAGGUGACGUCUGGGGUGAAAGAGCGACUCUUCCGAAAUGUCCAAAACCUUCUGGCUGUGUACAAGGAGCCGAACCAGGGCAUCACCAUGCCGCUGCUGUUUCCUGUGAAUAAUUAUCUUGAGCCAUGCACGAAACCUCGUCCUCUGCCCCGGAAACACAUCCCCCGUUAACACGUAAUCACAGAAACCCACGAUGAUCUGAUCAAUAACAUGUUUUGUUGUUUUAAAGAAAAUGCAUUUAUUUAUGAUUUAUUCACCGUAAAUGUAGAAAUCUCUCCACGUUACGUCACGAUCAAAUGUAAAACUUUUCCAAGGAGAAUUUCCUUUUUUUUUUUUUUUUUGGCAGCUAUUUAUUUUUUAAACUAUUUUCUACAAGUUUUGCUUUUAUUUAGAUUCCAUUUUUAAAUAAUUCUACGAGAGAAUAUUUUUCUUUGAUAAACUGUAUGUAAAAGCCAUCAUAAUAAACAUUAUAAAG